Ornithodoros turicata is the source of this 1245-nucleotide messenger RNA. RefSeq names its product cyclin N-terminal domain-containing protein 1-like. Gene Ontology annotation, cellular component: site of double-strand break. Bases 234 to 1124 code for a protein of 296 amino acids. Lineage: Eukaryota; Metazoa; Arthropoda; Arachnida; Ixodida; Argasidae. Gene Ontology annotation, biological process: reciprocal meiotic recombination. The record is from RefSeq and is a predicted model, not a curated record. The transcript is spliced from 8 exons.
GUUCUAAGUAAUUCCUGUUCUUUUAGAAGGCACUACAGAAAUGCGUCCCUGAACUGUGGUUGCGUCGUCUGCACGCAGUUCCUGUACAAGAAAUAACACCGUGGUACGCCAGACGCGUUAAAGUCUGAACAAUAUUUUGUGUAGUCGAAUUUUAAAAGUUUAAAUUGUGUCUUUGCGGCUUGGCGGUGUUGCAAAUCGUGUUUCACACUCGACCUGUCUUGACAUUCUGGAACAUGAAUGAAGAAGUGCAGUUCACUAGAGAACUCCCACUCGUGGGCAAGGACUUGCUGCAGGAUGUGCUAUGUACUCUUGCAAAGAAAAAUGAUUACGCUGUGAACCACCCAGAGGAGUUUCAGGACCAUCUGUCACAUGGCCAGACAGUGGAAUUUAUUUUCCAGGCAUGUACCAGAUGGGACCUACCUCUACCUGCCCACUUUCUUGCUGUUGAGUACUUUGACCGGUUCCUAGUACGUCACAUUCGGGACCUCCGACAGGACGUUGCUACCUCGAAUGGACCUCGUAUCACUUGGGAGAGCGUGAUGGAACGUGUGUCUGAGCAGGUGGUUCUUCGAGCCCUGUCGUGCAUUCAGAUUGCAAGCAAGAUGGUGUCCAGUGGCAAGGCAGUGACCCUAAAAGACGUGCAUGCCCUGGUUAAGUCAUCAGGACACGUCUAUUCCAUGAACAGCGUUCUGAUGUCGGAGUUGCGGGUCCUUCGUACCCUGGACUACAGGCUCCAGAUUGAUUCUCCCCUGGACUUUAUUGAGAUCCUUCUCGAUAUCAUUAGCUGCAAUGAUGCUGAUUUUUCUCCUAAAGACGUGUAUCCUGUUGCCCUGCAGUUGCUUCGUGCCUUUUACUUCAUGCGAAAGGAAAUCUACGCGAAGACUGCAGGGCUACUGCGCUUCGAAAGCUCGCAGGGUAGCCAGGAUUCUUCCAGAACUGCCUCGAAUACAUUUGCAUCGGACAAACUUCUCUUGGCAGCAGCGAUACUGGUGACGGCCGUCAGACUGCGCACACCAAAGAAGCAUGCACAGGUGGAAUGGGACAGGAAGCAGGACAGUCGAAGUAUGACCUCAGAAAGCACCAAGAGGUGGGAUGGGACAGGAAGAAGGACGGUCGAAGUAUGAUCGAAAAGAAACCAGGACAGUGGGGUGUAAGAAAUGUGACCGUGGAGACUUCAAGCUUCAUGUCAAUUCGUUUGUAAUGGUUAUUCAGUUCUAUUCAUGUAAUUAAAAGAUAUCUCUCUCA